AUGGCCCUUAUAAAUGAUGUGACGAAUAAAAAAUUGGAAAAAUUCCGUUCGUUAUUCACACAUGACGAUAUUAUUAAGAGUGCUGGUGGUGCUAUCGAUGCUUAUCUGUUGCCAAGUACUGAUGCUCAUCAGAGUGAAUAUAUUUCGAAACGUGAUUUCCGUGUCCAUUUUCUUACUGGAUUUUCUGGAUCAAACGCAUUUGCAUUAAUAACACAAAAAGAAGCAAUGGUUUGGACUGAUGGUAGAUAUUUUUUACAGGCGCAAAUUGAACUGGAACCAGGAUGGAAAUUGAUGAAGGACGGUAUUCCAGAUGCAAUUUCAACAACUGAUUGGAUGAUUCAGAACUUAAGCAAAGGUAGUCGAGUGGCUUUCGAUCCAAAAUUGUGUACACAUGCUGAAGCUUUGCGAAUAAUGGCUGUACUAAAAAAAUUUGAUAUUAAUGUUGUGCCUUUGAGAGGAAAUUUGGUCGACUAUUUAUGGCAUGAUAAACCGGAAGAAAAUUCAGGGAAGAUUAUGAUAAUGAAGGAAGAUGAACAUGGAAUGGAAACGACCAAAAAAAUUGAGAAAAUACGGCAUGAAUUACAGCUAAAAGGCUGCAAUGCAGCAAUUUUUACUAUCCUGGACGAUAUUGCAUGGUUACUAAACAUUCGUGGUUCGGAUAUUCCGUAUAAUCCGGUUGUUUAUGCGAUUAUUUUCUUUACUCCCGAUGACGCUCAUUUAUUUAUCAGUAAACGAAAAUUAAACAGUGAAAUACUGAAUCAUCUUACAAACAUAGUAAUUCAUGAAUACAACGAAGCAACUGAAUGGAUUGGAAAAUGGCUUCGAAGUCAUAAAGGCCAAUACAAAGUUUGCAUUCCAGACUCAACAAAUUAUGAAUUGGGAGCUUUGGUCGAGCCGGAUGAUGGCGUAUCAUUAGCUUCGCCUGUUCAAUUUAUAAAAGCUAUAAAGAAUGAGUGCGAAUUAAGCGGGAUGAGAAGAUCAAGUAUCCGUGAUAGUGCCGCGAUAACUGAAUACCUUGUCUGGUUGGAAGAACAGAUAGCUGCUGGCAAAGAGAUUACUGAAAUAGCUGCUGGUAAGAAAAUGGAUGAAUUUCGUAGCAAACAACCUCUUUUUGUUGAUUUAAGUUUUCAAACGAUAGCAGCGGUGAAUGAGCACGCAGCCUUACCGCAUUAUCGAAGUACUCCAACAACGGGUAAACAACUGCUGACUAAGUCUUGUAUAUUCUUAAUCGAUUCUGGUGGACAUUACCGCGAUGGGACAACCGAUGUAACACGAACAAUUGCUUUUCCAGAUAAUAAGGAUAUGGAAUUUAGAAGAAUGUUCACUUUGGUCCUUAAAGGACAUAUUGCUAAUGCUAAGCUCAUUUUUCCUAAUGGUGUAAACGGAAUACGUAUGGAUGCAUUGUCACGGCAAUAUCUCUGGAAUGAUGGAUUAGAUUUUCAGCAUGGUGUAGGGCACGGUGUGGGACAUUUUCUGAAUGUACAUGAAGGACCAGUUGGUAUUACAUUUCGCAAAUACGAAAAAGAAGGUGGAAUUCGUAAAGGAAAUGUGAUAACAAUUGAGCCUGGUUUUUAUGUUGAAGGCAAAUGGGGCAUAAGAAUUGAAAAUUGUUAUGAGGUUGUAGCUGCUGAUAAAGUGCGUUCAAAUGCAAAGAACUUUCUAACUUUUUCACCGUUGACUUUGGUACCAAUACAGAAGUCUUUGGUGGACAAAACUUUACUUUCAUUGGAAGAGAUUGAGUGGUUUAACCGUUAUCAUGUCAUGUGUUUUGAAAAAGUUGGUCCUUAUUUAUUGGAAACAGGCAAGAAAAAAGAGUAUGAAUGGCUUGUAAAUGCUUGUGCUCCCAUAUAA
Molecule: messenger RNA, 1851 nt
Organism: Acanthocheilonema viteae
Lineage: Eukaryota; Metazoa; Nematoda; Chromadorea; Rhabditida; Onchocercidae
Source: the annotation of a GenBank genome assembly